AACGUGAUAUAUGGCCUUAGAGGGCUUACAAGACUUAGAAGACAGUCUUCAUCUUCUAAGCUAGUUUUUUUAGGUUUAAGCUAGAUCUUAAACUCAAAAUCUAAGAUACAUGAAGUGGACAGGCGUAGGGAAGCCAACACGCAAAUGUUGUGAGGACUUGGAGAUGAGUUUGUCUCCCAGUAUACUUUAAUGAGCCUAUAUCAUCCUUACAAAAAUGUUGUGAGGACUUGGAGAUGCUUUUACAAAGAUUGUUUUGUGUCUUUGAAGAUUAGAGGAUGAUGACUUGUGUAUUAUAAGAUUUGUUCUACGUGUCAAAAGGACCAAAACUAAAGAGAGAGAGACUUCUUCCUCAGAUAUUUGGCAUUGCAUUUUUGAAAUGGCCGUGUCACUGUGCAGAAGUCGCACUGCUUCAUCACUCAAUUUGUUUGCCAAUACUCUUCGCCGAUUCUCUACUGGGGUGACAAACACCAGUGCUCAAAGAACGCCAGAGAGUAUAGUGAAUCAAAUGAUGUAUUCUGACAUAAACUCACGANUUGGGAGUUGCAUGCCANUGUCUGCAAUGCGAAUUGGAACAAUCAUUCACAACAUUGAAUUGAACCCAGGGCAAGGUGGCAAGCUUGUCCGAGCUGCAGGAACUAGUGCAAAGAUCUUGAAAGAGCCCACAUCAGCAUAUUGUUUAAUCCAGAUGCCCUCUGGUGUUAAAAAGUUAAUUGAUUCUCGGUGUAGGGCCACCAUUGGUGUUGUGUCUAAUCCAAGCCAUGGGGAUCGCAAGCUUAGGAAGGCUGGACACAGACGAUGGCUUGGUCGAAGACCUGUUGUUCGAGGAGUGGCUAUGAAUCCCGUAGAUCAUCCUCAUGGGGGAGGAGAGGGUAAAAGCAAGAGUGGUGGAAAAUGGGGAAGAGGAUCUCUCACUCCUUGGGGCAAGCCAACCAAGGGUGGCUAUAAGACUGGACCCCUGAAGCGCAGAAGGUAGUAGUAGUAUAUAUAGCAUUCAGUAUAGCUCCUUCUGAUGCUUCCUCAUGAGAUGCUUGUAAUAAUUGUAGAAGCUGUCAUUCCUGCUUAGAAAAUUCAUGGAAUUGAUUAGAUUCAGUCAAAGUGUCAAUUUUAUGGGUUCAAAUUUUAUUGUUGCUAAAGUAAAAUUCUUUUGCAUUUUCUCUGAACUGGUCUUGAAUUCAGCUUAUUACACUUCCAUUGAUUUGGACUAAGUUUGUUGACUUGCUUAAAUGAAACAACGCUUUUUGUUUCUUUUA
Vigna radiata var. radiata (mung bean) is the source of this 1250-nucleotide messenger RNA. Its product is annotated as 60S ribosomal protein L2, mitochondrial-like. Gene Ontology annotation, cellular component: ribosome. Gene Ontology annotation, molecular function: RNA binding; structural constituent of ribosome. The transcript is spliced from 3 exons. Bases 377 to 973 code for a protein of 198 amino acids. The record is from RefSeq and is a predicted model, not a curated record. NCBI's taxonomy places the organism in Eukaryota, Viridiplantae, Streptophyta, Magnoliopsida, Fabales, Fabaceae. Gene Ontology annotation, biological process: cytoplasmic translation.